Messenger RNA from Acanthisitta chloris (rifleman), 979 nucleotides. Its product is annotated as collagen alpha-2(VI) chain-like. The transcript has 6 exons. The annotation marks the transcript as partial. Lineage: Eukaryota; Metazoa; Chordata; Aves; Passeriformes; Acanthisittidae. The record is from RefSeq and is a predicted model, not a curated record.
GGGACCCCUGGCCCACCAGGAGACCCUGGUCUGACUGACUGCGACGUGAUGACCUACGUGCGAGAGACAUGUGGAUGCUGUGACUGUGAGAAGCGCUGUGGUGCCCUAGACAUCAUGUUUGUCAUAGACAGCUCUGAGAGUAUUGGAUACACCAACUUCACCCUGGAGAAGAAUUUUGUUGUCAAUGUGGUCAGCAGGCUGGGCUCUAUUGCCAAGGAUCCCAAGUCACAGACAGGUGCCCGUGUUGGGGUGGUGCAGUACAGUCAUGAGGGGACCUUUGAAGCCAUCAAGCUUGAUGAUGAGCGCAUUGAUUCCCUGUCAAGCUUCAAGGAAGCAGUGAAGCGCCUGGAGUGGAUCGCUGGAGGUACCUGGACACCAUCUGCCCUUCAAUUUGCCUACAACAAGCUCAUCAAGGAAAGCAGGAGAGAGAAAGCCCAAGUGUUUGCUGUGGUGAUCACGGAUGGGCGCUAUGACCCCCGGGAUGAUGACAAGAACCUAGGAGCUCUUUGUGGUAGAGAUGUGGUCGUCAACACCAUCGGCAUUGGAGACAUGUUUGACCAGCCAGAACAGAGUGAGACACUGGUCUCCAUUGCCUGCAAUGAGCCUCAGCGAGUCCAGAAGAUGAGGCUCUUCUCAGACCUGGUGGCAGAGGAAUUCAUUGACAAGAUGGAGGACGUGCUCUGCCCAGAUCCACAGGUUGUCUGCCCUGAGCUGCCCUGUCAGACAGAUGACAGGAACCCUGGGAGCGUAAACCCACAUAUUUUCCGCCCCAUGGAAGAGGGAGUCAACAUAGAUUUCCCCAGCACCAUACAUUCGAUCGCCCAGUUCCUAAACUCCACGCGGGAAACCCGAGACCCCAGCAUGUACACCCAGCUGGUGGCCACUUUGGCCUUUACCGCCGAAAAAGCCAAGUUUGCCACUGGAAAUGAGCGGCAAGAGUGGAUGGACUUGUUCAUUGACACCUUCAAAAUGGUGCACA